GGGUGAGAAAGGUGGGUAUAAAGUACGUGACAAAGUGGGACUGCGGAAGCAGUCAGCAAUUACGCUGAGAGUAAAGUACAUGCGAAUCCGAUCCGUAGGUAAUAAUAACAUUUGAAGAAACACAAACACACGACAGAGUUCAGUAGCAAUGGCCGUGGUUGAGUUUGAACCUCAACAACUACGCCUCUUCAUCCCCAACUUCCUCUCCCUCGAUGAAUGCAAAGAAUUGGAAUUCAUCCAUAAGAGUAGCAGCACGGUGGGUUACAGACCCAAUGUCUUCUCCACCACUCUCUCCCAUCUCAUUGCUACCAACUCUUCCCACUUCAUCAUUCCUUUUAUACCCAUCAGAGAAAGGUUGAAAGACAAGUUAGAGGAGUUUUUCAAGUGUGAGUAUGAGCUCUUCAUUGAAUUCACUGGUUUAAUCAGUUGGAGUAGAGGAGCAAGCAUUGGAUGGCAUAGUGAUGAUAACAGGCCCUACCUCAAACAACGCCACUUCUCAGCAGUAUGCUAUUUGAAUACUUAUGGCAAGGAUUUCAGUGGUGGACUCUUUCACUUCCAGGAUGGUGAGCCCAAGUCAAUUGUGCCAAAAGCCGGAGAUGUUGUGAUGUACACAGCUGAUGACCGUAACAUUCAUUCUGUUGAUGAGAUAACUGAGGGAGAAAGGCUCACACUUGCUUUAUGGUUCAGUCGUGAUGGCUCCCAUGAUGAGGAUAUGAAGCUCAUUUCUCUUCUUUCACAACACCUGCUACAUGAGAACGUGGCUGAUUCAUACCUACCUUUGCCAGCAUCCAGUAAUAUGUACUGGUUUUCUAAGGACCAAGCUUCCAAUUAUCAAUUCGGUUUUAAUAUAUCCUGGGCUAGACUGCAUGUUCUUGGAUACGACAUAUAUAUUUCUCAAGACAGUAGCUGUGAGUCUGAUGUCUUUGAAUUACUGGUAAAGCCAGUGCGUUUAGUGAGGGAUAAUGAGUUGUUAGACCAGGAAUUCGUCAAUAUUAUGCAUGCACUUCAGGUUGUCCAUUUCUAUUGUUGGAAAGGAUCAGCUUUACUGAACAACAUGUCAAAUAUAGACUCCAAGGUACUAAAAGUGACAGAGGUACAGAGAGAGAAAAUCAGUGGUCUGAAUUCUGUACUUUUGAAUGAUAAUGAUUUUGCAUCCAAAGUUUUCUGUAAUAUGCCUUCGGAAGAAAAGGGAUGCAUUUGCUUUGACUGGUCAGAAGUUCUAGCUGCAGUUGCUGCUUGGGAAGAUUAUGCGUCAAACUUAAGCAAACAAAUUCAUUUACAGUUGCCUUACUGGAGAAUGCAUGAGUCUAUAUAUAAUGUGCAAUUAGAGUAGUAUUUGUGAUCAACAAUUCCAAGAAAAAGUAACCACCUACAAUUGUGCUUGGGUUAAAAAUUUGGAGAAAAGCACUGUUGAAACAACUAAAAAGUAGUUUGUGAAGGUUUGCUUUGAUAGCAUUAUUCAAUUUAAUGUGCUUUGGGAAAGUUUUAAGGCAAAGCUUCUUGGGAAGAAAUGAGAAAUGUGACUAACAGAUAUCUCGAGAUUUAUCAUAAAUUUAAGUGUUAUGCAUACUUGAUGUAGAUUGGGUUGCCCUGCUAAGUGACUCAUGAUUUUUCUGCAUCAAUACUAGGUUGCAAAUACUACAAUGUACUGUAUGCCUUUGUUUCUCAAACUUCGGUAGCACGUGUUUGGGUGCAAUAUUACAGCUACUGCAAGACCA
Glycine soja is the source of this 1718-nucleotide messenger RNA. RefSeq lists its product as uncharacterized. The coding region runs from base 149 to 1333 and encodes 394 amino acids. Lineage: Eukaryota; Viridiplantae; Streptophyta; Magnoliopsida; Fabales; Fabaceae. Gene Ontology annotation, biological process: collagen metabolic process. The record is from RefSeq and is a predicted model, not a curated record. Gene Ontology annotation, molecular function: oxidoreductase activity, acting on paired donors, with incorporation or reduction of molecular oxygen; iron ion binding; L-ascorbic acid binding. The transcript has 8 exons.